Molecule: messenger RNA, 2613 nt
Organism: Lactuca virosa
Lineage: Eukaryota; Viridiplantae; Streptophyta; Magnoliopsida; Asterales; Asteraceae
Source: the annotation of a GenBank genome assembly
AUGUUGAAACUUCAAAGCCUGAAGAACAUCAGACUCACCCCCUUGGAAACAAAUAAUCCACUUUUAGAGGAAGCAAACAGCAGGACUGAAAAGUCAGUUGAAACAGAUGUUGAAGAAUCUGAAGAGGCAGUUACCAUUGACAAGGAUGAAAGUGAAACGAGUGAUAAUUUGCAAGCAGAAGCAGGUGUUGACCAUGUUGACCAUGCUGAGUCAACCAAUUCUGAAGAUCAAGUUGCAGGUACUUCCUCAGACCCAAAUGAGGUGAACACAGUUGUUGAUCUUCAGAAAACUGAAGAUGAAGUAAAGACACAAGAAGAAGAGAGUAUAGGGGAAGUUUCUGAUGGGCAAACUGGAAAUGGGACACGUCAGCAUGAAGCUCAAUCUGCCUCAUCUGAUGUGGCGAGCGUACAAGUUUCAGAUGAUGCUUCUGAGGUGGUUUCAAAUGAUGCCAUAAAAGAACAACAGAUGAUUUCAGGAAGCAAUGAAGAUUCAGUGGUUGAGCUGGAGAAAGUGAAGAGGGAGAUGAAAUUGAUGGAAACUGCACUUUUAGGAGCUGCUAAACAAGCUCAGACGAAAGCUGAUGAAAUUGAAAAACUGAUGAACGAGAAUGAGCAACUGAAGUCUCUGCUUGAGGAUCAAAUGAGAAAAUCAAAUGAAGCUGAAAUCGAGUCUCUAAGAGAAGAGUAUCAUCAAAAGGUCUCCACUCUUGAAAGAAAGGUUUAUGCUCUCACAAGGGAAAGAGAUACCCUACGUAGAGAGCAAAAUAAAAAAAGUGAUGCUGCUGCCCUUCUUAAGGAAAAAGAUGAAAUAAUCACUCAAGUUAUGGCAGAAGGCGAAGAACUCUCAAAGAAACAAGCAGCUCAAGAAUCUCAAAUCAGGAAACUACGCGCACAGAUCAGAGAAUUUGAAGAAGAGAAAAAGGGAUUGACAACAAAGCUACAGGUUGAAGAGAACAAGGUGGAGAGUCUAAAGAGGGACAAGUUAGCGACAGAGAAUCUCCUCCAAGAAACAAUAGAGAAAAACCAGUUUGAACUUUCAACUCAAAAAGAAUUCUACACAAACGCAUUGAAUUUAGCCAAGGAAGCGGAAGCAAUAGCACAAGCACAAGCAAACAAUGAAGCCAGAUCCGAAUUAGAGGCUAAAUUAAAGGAAUCAGAAGAACGUGAAACAAUGCUCAUUCAAACCCUAGAAGAAUUACGACAAACUUUAAGCAGAAAAGAGCAACAAACAGAUUUUAAAGAAGAUAUGCUAAGACGAGACAUUGAAGACCUUCAACAACGAUACCAGGCGAGUGAACGUCGAUGUGAAGAGUUGAUCACACAAGUUCCAGAAUCUACUAGACCUCUUUUGAGACAGAUUGAAGUUAUGCAGGAAACAACUUCUAGAAGGGCAGAAGCUUGGAGUGCUGUAGAGAGAUCACUAACAUCACGUCUUCAGGAAGCGGAGUCGAAAGCUGAUGCUUCAGAAGAAAGAGAGCGUUCUAUGAGCGAACGGUUGUCCCAAACUUUGUCUCGCAUAAAUGUUCUAGAAGCUCAGAUUUCAUGUUUGAGAACUGAACAAACACAGCUAACGAGAUCACUUGAGAAGGAAAGACAGAAAGCAGGAGAAAGUCGGCAGGAUUAUUUGGCGCUAAAAGAGGAGGCGGAUACACAUGAAGGUCACGUGAGUCAGCUUCUAGAAGAAAUAAAGGAACUCAAAAGGAAACAUAAGGAAGAUUUGCAGGAAGCAUUGACUCACCGUGAACUUUUACAGCAGGAUAUAGAACGUGAAAAGGCUGCUCGUUUGGAGUUGGAAAAGGCAGCUCACCUUGCUGAGCAAAAUCCGAUACUCAGAACAAACUCGAAUUUUGAGAAUGGUUUGAGGCGUGGAGUUUCAAGUGCCAAUAGUUUGAGUAGCAUGGAGGAAAGUCAUUAUCUACAGGCGUCUUUGGACUCAUCUGAUAGUUUAUCAGAAAGGAGAAAUCCUGGAGAGGCUACAAAUACAAAUACAAAUACAAAUACAAUGAGUUCGUAUUAUUUAAAGAGUAAAACACCAAAUGCAUUUGAAGCUGCUCUUCGACAAAAGGAGGGUGAACUUGCAUCUUAUAUGUCUAGACUGGCGUCUAUGGAAUCCAUUCGGGACUCUCUCGCUGAAGAGUUGGUUAAAAUGACUGCAGAGUGUGAAAAAUUACGGUCAGAGGUGUCUCAGCUGCCCGGAAUGAAGGCAGAGCUAGAAGCAUUGAGACGCAGGCACUCUGCUGCACUGGAGUUGAUGGGUGAACGCGAUGAGGAGCUUGAAGAGCUUCGGGCUGAUAUCGUGGACUUGAAAGAGAUGUAUAGAGAGCAAGUAAACGUUCUUGUAAAUAAGAUCCAGGGGCCGAGUUCAUCAAUUGGUGCUGCCGCCUAAAUAGGGGAGAGGAAAAUACAUACCAACUUUUUACUUGCAGAAUGAUAUGCUAAUGUUUUGUGAUGAGUUCCAGAGAUCAUAUGUUUUGUAACUUUAAUUCAUAUGAAUAACAGAAAAUGACAAGCUUGAUAAUUUCAACACCCAAGGCGUGUUACUGUUUGGCUUGUGGAUUCCAAAAGAGUUAGAGUUUCAGAUUCCAUUCUAUAACAUGUUUUAAAUCCUUUCUUU